Glarea lozoyensis ATCC 20868 is the source of this 3510-nucleotide messenger RNA. RefSeq names its product P-loop containing nucleoside triphosphate hydrolase. Gene Ontology annotation, molecular function: four-way junction helicase activity; hydrolase activity; ATP binding. The transcript has a single exon. Gene Ontology annotation, biological process: replication fork reversal; double-strand break repair via synthesis-dependent strand annealing; interstrand cross-link repair. The coding region runs from base 1 to 3510 and encodes 1169 amino acids. The record is from RefSeq and is a predicted model, not a curated record. NCBI's taxonomy places the organism in Eukaryota, Fungi, Ascomycota, Leotiomycetes, Helotiales, Helotiaceae.
AUGGACGAGGAGGAUUAUGGCGAUAUCGCGGAUGAAGAUCUGAUUGAAGCACUGAGCCAGCCAUCCCAAGAUCUUCCACCACUGCGCCCAUCACCGCAGUCGCAAUCGAACAAGCGUAGGAGACUGAAUCAUGGAACAAGUGACGAUGGGUCGGACAUCUUGGCUGGAUCUGGCGGCGAUGAAGAUGAAGAGAAUGAAAAGUCGAAAAAGAAAAAGUACAGGAUACACGUUGGAGCUGAUACAAUUCCAGCCCCAAAGAUUUGGGGCGCUACGCAAGCUGAAGGAUAUCCCGAUUCGAGUCCUUCCCGCAUUCGAGGUCCCAUAUACAGGAAACCACGUCCGGAAUCGCCAAAGCCUUCACAGACCAUUGUAAACACUCGAAAACAACCUCAACAAAAAUCUCUGUUUGAUUCUUUCCAAAGGCGGCAAAAGACCCCGCCACCGCAAAAUGAUAUCUCAGGAGAGCUUGCGGACCUUCCAUCAGACGCUUUCUCCUCUCCGGAGAAUAAUCAUGAAGCCAUACUAAUAGGGUCUUCGCCCCCGCGCCCGACUCAGUCGAAUUUUGCAAGGCAGCGCCUCGCCGCACCUCUGAAUGGACUCAAACAGACAACUUUGUUCGGAUCCCAUGCUGCUCCUGAGGUAGUCACGGCUUCUCAGGCCAGGAAAGUGCACAAUUUUAUUGUUGAUUUACCGCCAGAAGCCCCAACUCAUCAUAAGCUUGACACAGAAGCGUUGAAAACUUGGGUCUAUCCUACAAAUCUCGGUACAAUCCGUGAUUAUCAGUUUAGCAUUGUUCGAAAUGGCCUUUUCAACAACCUCCUCGUAGCGCUGCCCACAGGUCUAGGGAAAACCUUCAUCGCUGCUACAAUAAUGUAUAAUUACUUUCGAUGGACGAAAGAUGCUCAAAUCGUGUUUGUCGCGCCAACUAAACCUCUCGUUGCGCAACAAGCUGAGGCUUGUUUUGGCAUUGUGGGAAUACCAAAAUCGCAGACGACGAUGCUCACAGGCGAACAACAACCCGCGUUGAGAGCUGAAGAGUGGGCAACGAAAAGGAUUUUCUUUAUGACCCCCCAAACUUUCGAAAACGAUCUCUCGAGUGGCAUUGCUGAUCCCAAGAAAAUUGUUCUCCUUGUUGUAGAUGAGGCACAUCGGGCCACCGGAAACUAUUCGUACGUCAAGGUGGUAAGCUUUUUACGGAGGUUCAAUAAGAGCUUUCGCAUACUUGCCUUGACCGCAACCCCGGGUUCUAGUGUUGAAUCAGUACAAGAAGUGAUUGAUGCGUUGGAAAUCUCUAAAGUCGAAAUCCGAUCCGAAGUCUCGAUUGAUAUUUCGCAAUACGUCCACCGGCGUGAUGUUGACCAGAUUAUCCUUGAUCCGUCCGACGAAAUAGUCAAAAUUAAGGAGCUCUACUCCAAUGCUCUGAAACCGUUGCUCAGCCUGCUUUGCAGCCAGAACGGGUACUACAAUAAGGAUCCUAUGUCUUUAACUGCCUUUGGUCUGAUACAGGCAAGGAAACAAUGGUUCGCCUCUGGAGCCGGGAAAUCCGCGGGUUUUGGUCUAAAAGGCAUGAUGAAUGGCUUGUUUGCCAUUCUUGCGAGCGUAGCUCAUGGGAUAAAGCUCCUCGAGUUUCACGGCAUCGCCCCAUUCUACUCUGCGGUCAAAGACUUUCGUGAUAGCGCCAACGAGGGUAAAGAUGGUGGUGGGAAAUACAGGAAGCAGAUUCUCGAAAACCCAGACUUCAGAGAGAUGAUGAAUUUGAUGCAGAGAUGGAUUAACCUGGAGGACUUUAUUGGCCAUCCCAAGCUCACUUGUCUCUGCGACACAAUCCUCAAUCAUUUCUUGGAUGCUGGUGAAGGAAGACUGGGAGAAGACAUGCCUCCCAGCGCAACCCGUGUCAUUGUGUUUGCAGAAUACCGUGACAGCGCUGAGGAUGUUUGUCGAGUAUUGAAUAAACAGCAGCCAAUGAUUCGAGCAUCAGUCUUUGUCGGCCAGGCUGAUUCCAAACGUUCCGAGGGUAUGAAUCAAGCAAAACAGCUUGAGACUAUCAAGGAUUUCAAAAAUGGGAAGAUCAAUGUUAUAGUUGCAACCUCGAUUGGGGAGGAAGGAUUAGAUAUUGGCCAAGUUGACCUCAUUGUCUGCUAUGAUGCUUCAGCGUCGCCGAUUCGAAUGCUUCAGCGCAUGGGUCGGACUGGUAGAAAGCGAGCUGGACGUAUUGUUCUCUUGUUGAUGCGUGGAAAGGAGGAGAACAAUUUCGUCAAGGCCAAGGAUAAUUAUGAGCAGAUGCAGAAAAUGAUUAGCUCAGGGCAACGAUUCAAUUUCCGACACGACCUCUCGGUGCGCAUCGUGCCAAGAGACAUCAAUCCCGUCGUUGACAAACGGAUUAUCGAGAUCCCAAUCGAAAACACGCAAGAUACUUCACUACCAGUCCCAACUAGAAGGGCCAAAAAAGGAGCGAAAAAGCCGCCAAAGAAGUUUCAUAUGCCGGAUGGCGUUCAAACCGGCUUUCAAUCCGCAUCUAAUUUAUCUGGAAAGAAGAGAGUCCAAGCAUCUCCCCCGAGCGACGUCGAAAUUGUUACCCAAAAGAAGAGAUCAGAAAUCAUACCUGAAGCUGCUUUGGUUCCGAUCAUAGAUGUAAGGCAAGUGAUUCUCGAUCACGAAGAAACUCAAGAGCUGGAGAGGAGGUUUCAGAAUAUUGCUGGUGAUGAAUUUGAAGAAGUUGGGAUGCCCGACCUAACAACACAACCAAAAUCGCAACGAUCGCUAAGUCGUAUUGCAAAGAUCCAGCAUGGUCAGUAUACGAAUAGAUGUGUAAAUUUGUUCCAGACACUUUCCGAUUCGCAGAGCUAUGAUGAUCGUUACCUGAAGCCUUACGGAGAUACACCACCAUUACGAGAGUCAUGGUACGUUCCACCUCCUGCUGAAAGGAUGGUCACCACCAAAGCAACCCCCAAAAUCAAAAAGUUGGCCGUACCCCGUUCAAAACAGACACCAAAAGCACCAAAGACUAAGCCAGCUUCUAAAGCAAAGAGGCCUCGUGCUCAGCUGUUCGGGAUGAUGGACCCGGGUAGUGAUAUGGAAGCAACUCCGGGUGGUACGGCUGCAGGGGAGAUUAGUGGUGAUGAUACCGAGGGAGAAGGAGAUGAUCUGGCCGGUUCUGAAGAACCUUCUCAGGAAAGCGAGAUGCCCUCUAGUAUGCUGGAUUUUGUCGUCAACGAUGAAUCUUCAAGUCUAGGCAUAAGAAGAAGUAGUGUUACUCGCUCAUCCAGCCCUCCACCUACCGAGCCUCCUGGAAAGAAGAUCGAGCUUGCAUCCCUAUUUUGUACCCAGAAUUCGGUUGAUGACGAUCAUGACCGCAAUGAAUCGGACACUUCGACUCUUACGGGACGAGUACCUGAAGAAUUUCCCGAGAAUAGUGUUCAGGUGCCAAGCUCAGAUACGGAGGUAGUACCUCCUUUAGCGAGGACGAAGAGACAGAGAGCUCCCAUCUUCGAAGAUGAUAGUGAUGAGUAA